This is a messenger RNA of Nerophis ophidion (straightnose pipefish), 1420 nucleotides long. Its product is annotated as granulocyte-macrophage colony-stimulating factor receptor subunit alpha-like. Gene Ontology annotation, biological process: cytokine-mediated signaling pathway. Gene Ontology annotation, molecular function: protein binding; cytokine receptor activity. Bases 335 to 1405 code for a protein of 356 amino acids. Lineage: Eukaryota; Metazoa; Chordata; Actinopteri; Syngnathiformes; Syngnathidae. Gene Ontology annotation, cellular component: external side of plasma membrane. The record is from RefSeq and is a predicted model, not a curated record. The transcript has 7 exons.
UGCUCGACACCAGAAACGGGUGGUUUCCUGUGUGACGUCCUACUUCUUCUUUCCCGUCCAGAAACGUCUCGCUUCGCCUUCAGGCAGAAGCGCAAAACACGACGAGGUGACAGCGGCUCGCGAAGGACGCCGACUCGAGGGGCAGCGCCACAAGAAGGGACAAACUGCAAGUACGGCACGGGAGCCUUGACGUGGAAUUGAAACCUCGGUGGAGAUGUUUACCGGCUUCUCUCACAAAGGGGAAGUUUGAGAUAACAGGAAAUAGUUGGCCAACAACUCCAAACUUGUCCCCGACAUCUGAUCGCGGUCUUUGUCCGUCUUCCCCAGAUUGGAUAUGAAGCUGCUCCGUCUGGUAUUUUGUUACGGUCUUCUGCUUCUGCGGGCUUAUCGGAGCGGGGCCACCAAUCAGGAGGUGUGCCAGGAGGAACAAUCCAUUGAUGAUCUCCAAGUGCUGAGUUCCUCAGGGCCAGGGUAUGAGAAGCUGGAUAUUCCGGACAACGAGAACUUCAGCUGCCGCCUUUACGUGACUAACGUACUCAACUGCUCCUGGUCCUUCCUCGCCCUGCAGCCGGGGACUCGGCUCCAUGUUUACAUCAGCGUUUGCGAUUACCCCAACACAGUCCUCCCCCGUCAGCUGGUGUCCGACGAGCCUCUCGGAGGGACGUCGGCGGUUCUGAAGGAGCACGAGACGCUACAGGUGGUCUUGCAUUUCAACGUGUCCCUGCUACAAACCUGGGCGGUCUACGGCUACGCGUACGACAUUGAAAUGAUAGAGGUCUUGCCCCCGCCCGGGAACAUCUCAGCUUCGGUCAACGAUGACGGCCUGGUGGUGAGCUGGGGGUUGCCCCACAGUCGGGUGACGAGCCAACCCUCCUGUUUCGAGUACCAACUGGAUUUGGGCGACGAGGAGAUGCCAAAAAACCUGAGAGGCCGGCUGUCCUACACUCUCCCGAAUGUGGAUCCUUCUGCCACCUACGCGGCGAGAGUCAGGGCCAAGACAGUCUCGGAUUGUCCCGGAUCGCCGCAAUGGAGCCGCUGGAGUAACACAGUCACGAUCGAGCAGUCAUUGGAAAAGUUCAACGUUAUGGUGAUUGUGCUCAUCGCACUCGGGAUACCCAUGAUCCUCCUGGCUUUGCUGAUGGUUUUUUCGUCAUCAGAGGUACUCUCUCUCUUAGAGCUUCUCAAUUAUUCUUUGUUAUGCCUCGUCUUAUUUAUACAGCAGGGAUUCUCAAACUGUAGCACCAGUGGUACUCAGGAGUCACCUAAUAAAAGUACAGAAAGUCAGACGAAAGCGAACUUUAGUGUGUGUGUUUUUGUCACACACACACACGUCUGCUUUAGCCCUAUCUCGUUACUGGCACCUCUUCUCACCAUCCAAACUAGGACCUAUGUUAUAAGUGUGUAACAAAAUAAACAGUGU